Molecule: messenger RNA, 346 nt
Organism: Staurois parvus
Lineage: Eukaryota; Metazoa; Chordata; Amphibia; Anura; Ranidae
Source: the annotation of a GenBank genome assembly
CAUAUCUUGGCACACGUUGACUGGGGAGAAAAGUGUUUGAAUGGUUAAGGUGACUACAGAAAAAAACUAAUAGAGGGACUCCUCAACGCAGAUUUUUUGCUGGGGAGCCAUAGGACAUCUGCAAAUUUUUGGUUAUGGUGAUUUACGAGGGGCUGAACUUUGUGGAGCCAGGUCAAAUUUCAGAGGAAGUGUAUUGUCGUUUAAAAUGCAUAAAACACAUUAUACUCUCAUAUCUAUGCCUGGCCAUGGCAAGCAGAGAACUCACGGCAAUAUGAUGAAUCGGGUCUGCGGACCAAUACAACCGCCAAUUCAUUUCUUUUAGUAAUGCCCGUGUUUGUAGGGUUAG